Molecule: messenger RNA, 1101 nt
Organism: Spea bombifrons (plains spadefoot toad)
Lineage: Eukaryota; Metazoa; Chordata; Amphibia; Anura; Pelobatidae
Product: 2-acylglycerol O-acyltransferase 2-B-like
Exons: 6
Coding region: 1-1008 (335 amino acids)
Biological process (GO): triglyceride biosynthetic process; diacylglycerol biosynthetic process
Cellular component (GO): endoplasmic reticulum membrane
Molecular function (GO): diacylglycerol O-acyltransferase activity
Source: RefSeq, a predicted model, not a curated record
AUGUGGAUCCACUUUGCCCCCCUCAGCAUUCCGCUCUCCAGGCGCCUGCAGACAGCUGCGGUCCUACAAUGGACGUUCUCAUUUCUAGCAAUGGCCCAGUGCUGCCUGGUCCUCUAUGUCCUCCUCAUCUUCUCCCAGUACUGGUUUCUUGCGUUACUCUAUGGCAUCUGGCUGUACCUGGACUGGGACACCCCAUCGCAGGGUGGAAGGCGCUCGGAAUGGGUCAGGAGGUGGACAGUAUGGAAGUAUUUUGCUGAAUAUUUCCCUAUGAAGCUGGUGUGCACCGCCCCAUUGGAUCCUCGUAACAAUUACAUCCUUGGAUUCCAUCCUCAUGGGGUUCUAGUGGUGGGAGCCUUUGGAAAUUUCUGCACUGAGGGUACCGGCUUCUCCCACUUCUUCCCCGGGCUCACCCCUCAUCUCCUGAUGCUGCCGGCUUGGUUCCGAGUGCCCUUCUUCCGAGAGUACAUCAUGAGUGGCAGUCUGGUGUCCUCGGAUAAGGCCAGCGCCUCCCACCUGCUGUCUAAGGAAGGUGGAGGCCAUGCUUUGGUGAUUGCAGUCGGAGGUCCACCUGAAGCACUAGACGCCAAACCUGGGCAACUUACCCUUCAGUUGCUCAAAAGGACUGGGUUCAUUAAACUGGCUUUGAUGCAUGGGGCCCAUCUGGUUCCGGUUAUUUCUUUUGGGGAGAAUGAUCUGUACUAUCAGGUAAAUAAUCCUCGUGGGUCUUUGCUACGAACCGCUCAGGAGAGGAUGCAGAAGAUUUUGGGAGUCGCAUUGCCACUGUUCCACGGUCGAGGCGUCUUCCAGUACAGCUGGGGCUUACUGCCCCACAGAAGACCCAUCUAUACAGUGGUGGGCUCGCCAAUCCCGGUGGAAAAAACUCCGCAUCCUACUACAGAACAGAUAGCCUCUCUCCACGCUGCUUACAUUGAGAAGCUUCAGGAUCUCUUUGAGGCUCAAAAGACUCGGUAUGGAAUCCCGAAAGAUUGCCAGCUGGUUCUGUGCUGAGAUGGCCAUCGGGUGAGUCUUCACCUGGAGACAGCAGCAGAUAGACAUCUCACAAUGAGGUUCUCCUGUGUUAUAUCACCGGAUGAAGAGGUC